AUCCUGUGUUGUGGGGGCUACGAGGAAAGGACCUCCCACCCUCCCCCACUGAGCUGCUUUCCCAGUGAUGAAAGAAAAUGUAAAAUCCUGAAAACCCUUCUUCUUGAUUUUUAAUUUUUUUUUUUCCUCUAAGACUUUAACCACUCUGGAUAGUACUGUGGGGAAUCAGUAGAGUGUACUAAACAGAUUUCUACUCUGCAGCUUCUUUGCAGGUUUUUUGUCACAUUUUUUCAGUCAAGUGUUCCAGCUUUGUGCUUGUUCAUUAGAGUCUCCUGUGACUACAGAGAUUCUGAAAGUUUGAAUCAGGGCCUGGAAAUCUGUACUUUGAACAGUACUACAGGUGGUAUUUAUGCCUAGGCAAGUAUGGGAAACAACUGUGCAGAAGGAUAAAGAAGUUCUUACCUGUGGCCAGACCAUUUUAAUGAUUUGGCCUUUGAAGGUGACUCAAGGUUGAGCCUGGAUGUUGGAGACUUGGUGCUAUAGACCAAGGAAGCUGCCAAGUGUUUCACUGGUUCCUAAUCUCAUGAACAUCAGAAUCACCUGAAAAACAUUUAAAGCUGCAAAUGUCUGAAUUCAGCUUCAGAGAAUCUAAAUCAAUAGGGGAAACUUAAAGCUUCCUAGAUGAUUCUAAUAAUCAGCCAUAUUUGAAGACCAGACCACCAAUGCGUACAAAAAGUACAGGAUUUGGAAUCAGCAUUUAAAUCUUGGUUCUUUCACUUUUAAUUCUUACGAAUUUAGGCAAAAAGAUUAAAGUUGUACUUUGGUAUCUUUUGAAAGAAAACAGAAAGUGGACAUUUUAACUAUAAGUUUCUUAUCAGCCUACAAUCAGAUGAAGGAAACUGAUCUAAUUAUCAUGGACCUGCGACAGUUUCUUAUGUGCCUGUCCCUGUGCACAGCCUUUGCCUUGAGCAAGCCCACAGAAAAGAAGGACCGUGUACAUCAUGAGCCUCAGCUCAGUGACAAGGUUCACAAUGAUGCUCAGAGUUUUGAUUAUGACCAUGAUGCCUUCUUGGGUGCUGAAGAAGCAAAGACCUUUGAUCAGCUGACACCAGAAGAGAGCAAGGAAAGGCUUGGAAAGAUUGUAAGUAAAAUAGAUGGCGACAAGGACGGGUUUGUCACUGUGGAUGAGCUCAAAGACUGGAUUAAAUUUGCACAAAAGCGCUGGAUUUACGAGGAUGUAGAGCGACAGUGGAAGGGGCAUGACCUCAAUGAGGACGGCCUCGUUUCCUGGGAGGAGUAUAAAAAUGCCACCUACGGCUACGUUUUAGAUGAUCCAGACCCUGAUGAUGGAUUUAACUAUAAACAGAUGAUGGUUAGAGAUGAGCGGAGGUUUAAAAUGGCAGACAAGGAUGGAGACCUCAUUGCCACAAAGGAGGAGUUCACAGCUUUCCUGCACCCUGAGGAGUAUGACUACAUGAAAGAUAUAGUAGUGCAGGAAACAAUGGAAGAUAUAGAUAAGAAUGCUGAUGGUUUCAUUGAUCUAGAAGAGUAUAUUGGUGACAUGUACAGCCAUGAUGGGAAUACUGAUGAGCCAGAAUGGGUAAAGACAGAGCGAGAGCAGUUUGUUGAGUUUCGGGAUAAGAACCGUGAUGGAAAGAUGGACAAGGAAGAGACCAAAGACUGGAUCCUUCCCUCAGACUAUGAUCAUGCAGAGGCAGAAGCCAGGCACCUGGUCUAUGAAUCGGACCAAAACAAGGAUGGCAAGCUUACCAAGGAGGAGAUCGUUGACAAGUAUGAUUUAUUUGUUGGCAGCCAGGCCACAGAUUUUGGGGAGGCCUUAGUACGGCAUGAUGAGUUCUGAGCUGCGGAGGAACCCUCAUUUCCUCAAAAGUAAUUUAUUUUUACAGCUUCUGGUUUCACAUGAAAUUGUUUGCGCUACUGAGACUGUUAUUACAAACUUUUUAAGACAUGAAAAGGCGUAAUGAAAACCAUCCCGUCCCCAUUCCUCCUCCUCUCUGAGGGACUGGAGGGAAGCCGUGCUUCUGAGGAACAACUCUAAUUAGUACACUUGUGUUUGUAGAUUUACACUUUGUAUUAUGUAUAACAUGGCGUGUUUAUUUUUGUAUUUGUUCUCUGGUUGGGAGUAUGAUAUGAAGGAUCAAGAUCCUCAACUCACACAUGUAGACAAACAUUAGCUCUUUACUCUUUCUCAACCCCUUAUAUGAUUUUAAUAAUUCUCACUUAACUAAUUUUGUAAGCCUGAGAUCAAUAAGAAAUGUGCAGAAGAGAGGAAAGGAAAAAAAUAUAUACUCCACAAUUUAUAUUUAGAGAGAGAACACUUAGUUUUGCCUAUCAAAAAGUCCAACAUUUCAUAGGUAGUAGGGGCCACAUACUACAUUCAGUUGCUACACGUCCAGCAACUGAACCUGCCAUUACCUGGGCGAGGAAAGAUCCCUUUGCUCUAAGAAGGCUUGGCCUAAAUUGAUUUUCUUCUUUUUCCCCUUGUAAUACUGACUGUUGGCUAAUUUUGUCAAGCACAGCUGUGGUGGGAAGAGUUAGGGCCAGUGUCUUGAAAAUCAAUCAAGUAGUGGAUGUGAUCUCUUUACAGAGCUAUAGAUAGAAACAGCUGUAAAACUAAAGGAAAAAUACAAGUGUUUUCAGGGCAAACAUUUUUUCUCAGUGUGCAUCUGUUGAAAUGCUCACGACUUAAUUAUUUGCCUGUUGAAAUCACUGUAAAUGCCCCAAUCCAGUUCCUCCUCUUCCCGGGUGUGCCAAGGAAUUAAUCUUGGUUUCACCACAAUUAAAAUUCACUCCUUUCCAAUCAUGUAAUUGAAAGUGCCUUUAACGAAAGAAGUGGUCACUGAAUGGGAAUUCUCUUACGAAACCCUAAGAUUAAAAAAAGACUAUUUGGAUAACUUAGAGGAAAGCCUAGAACCUCCCAAUAUAGUGGGGAUUUUUUUCUUCUUCCCUUUCUCUUUUGGACAAUAGUUAAAUUAGCAGUAUUAGUUAUGAGUUUGGUUGCAGUGUUCUUAUCUUGUGGGCUGAUUUCCAAAAACCACAUGCUGCUGAAUUUACCAGGGAUCCUCAUACCUCACAAUGCAAACCACUUACUACCAGGCCUCUUUCUGUGUCCGCUGGAGAGCUUGAGCUCACACUCAAAGAUGAGAGGACCUACAGAGAGGGCUCUUUGGUUUGAGGACCAUGGCUCACCUUUCCUGCCUUUGACCCAUCAUACCCCAUUUUCUCCUCUUUCCCUCUCCCCACUGCCAAAAAAAAAAAAAAGGAAAAGUUUAUCAUGAAUCAACAGGUUUUCAGUCCUUAUCAGAGAGAGAGAUGUGGAAAGAGCUAAAGAAACCACCCUCUGUUCCUGACUCUACUUCACCCAUAUUUUAUGCAACACAAACACUGUCCUUUUGGGUCCCUUUCUUACAGAUGGACCUCUUGAGAAGAAUUAUCGUAUUCUACGUUUUUAGCCCUCAGGUUACCAAGAUAAAUAUAUGUAUAUAUAACCUUUAUUAUUGCUAUAUCUUUGUGGAUAAUACAUUCAGGUGGUGCUGGGUGAUUUAUUAUAAUCUGAACCUAGGUAUAUCCUUUGGUCUUCCACAGUCAUGUUGAGGUGGGCUCCCUGGUCUGGUUAAAAAGCCAGGUAUCAUGUAACUUCACCCCAGCCUUUGUACUGAGCUCUUGAUAAUGGAUAUACUCUUUUCAAUUUAGCCCCAAUAUAGGGUAAUGGAAAUUUCCUGCCCUUUGGAUUCCCUAUUUUUACUGUUAAGAAGACCAGUGAUAAUUUAAUAAUCCACCAACUCUGGCUUAGUUAAGUGAGAGUGUGAACUGUGUGGCAAGAGAGCCUCACACCUCACUAGGUGCAGAGAGCCCAGACCUUAUGUUAAAAUCACGCACUUGAAAAGCAAACCUUAAUCUCCUAAGACAGCAGCAGGCAUUGUAUGGUAAUCUUGAAUGAUCCCUUUGGAUUUUUUUUUUUUGGUUUAAAUCAAGCCUGAGGCUGGUGAACAGUAGCUACACACCCAUAUUGUGUGUUCUGUGAAUGCUAGCUCUCUUGAAUUUGGAUAUUGGUUAUUUUUUAUAGAGUGUAAACCAAGUUUUAUAUUCUGCAAUGUGAACAGGUACCUAUCUGUUUCUAAAUAAAACUGUUUACAUUCAU
Rhinopithecus roxellana (golden snub-nosed monkey) is the source of this 4102-nucleotide messenger RNA. It is a transcript of the gene CALU, whose product is annotated as calumenin. Gene Ontology annotation, molecular function: calcium ion binding. Gene Ontology annotation, cellular component: endoplasmic reticulum. The coding region runs from base 830 to 1801 and encodes 323 amino acids. The transcript has 8 exons. The record is from RefSeq and is a predicted model, not a curated record. Lineage: Eukaryota; Metazoa; Chordata; Mammalia; Primates; Cercopithecidae.